AUGUCAGCCAAUGUCAUCACAUUAAAUGUGGGAGGAAAAAUAUUUGCAACUACUGCUGGAACAUUGCGUGAAGCUACAAAACUGUCCCAAUUUGUGAAAGACUCGAGCUCGCUUCUGGAGGAUGGCGACGAUAGCAAAAGGACUGAAACACUUUUCAUUGAUAGAGAUCCUACAUAUUUCGCAAUGUUAUUAAAAUAUCUGCGUGAUGGUAAAGUGCGGCUUUCCAUGUGUGCCAAAGAUAUUGAGGGACUUAGAGAAGAAGCAGAGGCUCGUCUUAUUCAACCAUCAAUUAUUUUGUGCAACAGUUAA
Messenger RNA from Strongylus vulgaris, 309 nucleotides. The record is from the annotation of a GenBank genome assembly. NCBI's taxonomy places the organism in Eukaryota, Metazoa, Nematoda, Chromadorea, Rhabditida, Strongylidae.